Messenger RNA from Rhizophagus irregularis DAOM 181602=DAOM 197198, 504 nucleotides. Lineage: Eukaryota; Fungi; Glomeromycota; Glomeromycetes; Glomerales; Glomeraceae. The record is from RefSeq and is a predicted model, not a curated record.
AUGCCAAUAACGAGAAGUCUUACAUCAAUUCGUCGAAGUCGUGAUCCAGAAUUUCCAACAGAAGAAGAAUUGGAACAAGCAUAUAAUCAUGCUCGUUUAACAUUAUGCUCGCAAGGAUAUAACUUAACUGAAAGGAUUGCUAGAGAAUUGUAUGAUCCAUCAAUUAAUGAUAUUAAUGAUAUAAAUAAUAUUCAAGCUCUUGAAGUUGUUAUUAUAAGCAAAUUUUUAAAAGCUAUUGAAGAUGAAAGGAUAAAUAUGUUUAGAAGAAAAGAAAACAAUAAUGGGAGAAGGAAUUAUGUGAUUAGAUAUGAUAAUCUAAAUAAAAGAGAAAUCAUUUUAAUUGAUAACGAUGAUAAUGAUGAUGACAACGUUGGCUACAACGAUGUUAAUAACGAUAACAACGAUGUCAAUAACGUCAAUAACGACGCGUCACAAAUACAACGAGACAACACAAAUGAAUCAAUAGUAGGUUAUUUUUUUGGGGGUUUUUUUUUAUUAUUUUAA